UUUGCGGUGAACGAAUGAAAUGAGUCGAUGUUGGUCCAUCAUUCGAUUAAUAUUUUUCUUUAAAAAGAAGAUAGGAAAUCGAUUCGAGAAAAAUCACAAUUUUUCUAUUUCAAAUUUGAAUUCGAUUUAAGUAAAUUCUUUGAAUGUCUGAGUGUAUACGCAUUUUGCUGGAUACAAUUCAGGCCCUCGAUAGGGACAUUGGUUUUUUUUCAACUGAAAUUCAUUUGUUUAUUGUUCGUUUAGUUUUUAACUCCCUGAGAAAAAACAAAUUUAAUGAAAUAAUGAGAAUAGAGUGAAUUUCCCAUUAAGAUGAUGAGCGGUCGAUUCAUUUAGUCAAUUUCCUAUGAAAAUCCAAUGUUUUGCCCGUGUCAAAAAUUGAAAAAGCCGCUGUUGUGACAGAAAUAACGCGCGCUUUGAAUUGGCUUGUCGCUUUGACAGUAGCUGUCAACGGUCGGUACUCUUCUUGCAUGGAUAACUGUAUAGCAGCACCACCAAUACGUAGCUUGUACUGAAGUCUAGAUGCUUUUGACUUUACUUGUCAAAUUUGAAUUUUUGUUCCAUCUUUCAAACACACUCUCUGUAUUGUACUAUACACUGUAUAAAACACACAUCCGAGGUACAGAGCUAAAAGUUCGAAGCAUUUAAUUUGCAUUUAUCGCACUGAAUUCCGUGUUCGCUUGAGUUCGCCCGUAUAUGCCGAUCAAAUAGAGGAAAAUAAUGUCGAAAAAUGACUAUGAUUUUUGCACAUCGGGUGGUUUGAUGCCACUGAUACAGGCUUUAAUUCGGCCGCCGGACAGUCGUGAAGCGUCUCGUCAAGCAAACAAAAAACCACAGCAUCCAUAUUAUCGUCGUCCGGGCCGUGGACACAAUCGUGACUGCUGUGAUGCAUGCCGUGAAGGAGGAGACCUCAUUUGUUGCGAUCGAUGUCCAGCUAGUUUUCAUCUGGGUUGCCAUGAUCCACCAUUAUCAGAAGAAGAUAUACCGUCGGGUUUAUGGCUUUGUCAUAUGUGCCAAAUGCUACAAAAGCAACGAACAUCCAAUGCAACCAAAAUGAUUUCAAAUGAUGACGACUUAACACAGCACGAAUUGCAAAAAUUCAAAGAUUCUAGACCAUCCACACCGAUUACGAGCGAUGGCGUUAUUAAUGCAGCCAAAGUGCGACUGAAUCAAAAACGUAGUCUGUCACGUGUAUCGUCGAGCAGUGAGAAUAGCUUAAGCAGUGAUCGGGAUAUCAAAUUGAAAAUAUCACGCAGCAAUAGUGAGCAGUAUAGUAACGGUGCCGAUGCCAUUGACAGCAUUGAAACUACAACAACAACAACAACAAAUGUCGAUGACAAAAACAACGACGACGAUGAACACAAACCACACGAUGAAGUGGUACAAUGUGAAACGAAUGCACAAUCAACGGAGAUGGUGGUGGUGACAGAAUUAAAUAAACCUUCGGAUGAAACGGAUGAACAUUCAAGAGUUGUCGUUGUUAUUAAUGAAAAUUCGCCCGAAACACCAAACACCGAUGAUACGGAACAGAAACAAGAGUCUCAAGUAGAAAAUAUAGCGAACGUAGAAUUGAUUGAAAUUGAUAACGAUAGCGAUAAAAUGGAUAUCGACAGUAAUAGUGAAGAGGAAACGGUACAAAAUGGUGACGCAGUUGAAGAAGUAGCCAUCGAUUUAAAAACACCGUUGGAUGAGCUCAUUCGAGCUGCAACCAUUUUGAAUCCACGUCAAUUUGAAUUGCCACGUGAAAUGGCAAUUUUUCCACAAUUUCCCGGCGAUGAAAAAGUGUCAAAUGAAACGAGUAAAAGCAAGAAAAAUAACAAUCGCAAUGGACAAAAUCGUGUUCGGCAUGAGUUAGAUGCACAGGGAUUGGUACCGUUGCCAGCGGCAACGUGUUUCUACUGUCGCAAGUCGUGCAAAAAAGCACCGUUAAUAUCGUGCGACUACUGUCCACUGUUCUUUCAUCAGGAUUGCUUGGAUCCGCCGUUGACCGCAUUGCCAACAACACUAUGGAUGUGUCCGAAUCAUCCGGAGCAAUUUGUUGAUUGGAAAUUAGUAACAUCCAUAUCGGCAACGGAACGAGUUAAACUGUGGAAUCAGUUUAAUACAUGCGUCGAUCAUGAAACGGUGAAAUCGGAUUUUUUGCGUCGCAUCCAUCGCAAAAAUCCACCGUUUCGUUUUAAGGUGAAGCCUAAGUUGCGACACUGUGCCGAAAUACCACCAAUGGUUGAAUUCCAUUACAAAAAUCCACCACCGCUGCUUCCCUCAUUACGUGAUGUAUUGCGAUGCGAACGUGUUUAUCGUGAGCAUGGUCUUCCAUCGGUUGUAAAUACUCAAAAUGUGUAUGAUGAAGUUGACAAAGAUCUGCAAGAGCUUCAAAAAGCCAAUGAAAUCGUUCGGCAAUUCCACGAAGAGGUGGACAAACCCGACGAUUUGAAAACAGAAACUGAUGAUGAUGAUGUGGUUGCGGCGAAUGGAUUGAUUGAAACCAAGGAAAUGACGGAAGUUGAAGUGAUUGAAAAUAUUGUUGAUACAAUUCCGUUGAAUAUUGAUGAGAAAAUUAUUGAAAAAAUCGAAAAUAAACCCAUUUUGGUGCAGCAUUGCGAAGCAAUCGCUGAAAAUGGUGUGAAAGAAGAUCCAACCGAAACAGAUAAUUCCAAUCAAUUGCAAGACUCAAGUGCGACCGAUGCAAACAAAUUGAAAUCGAUUCGGAAGCGUAAACGAAAUACAAGUAUCAAAUGUUUUGCUGCUGAGUGUGACGAUUUGUUGGAAUUAUCGGAAGAGGUAUUCAAAUCGAAACUUGUGAACGGUACAAAUGGUGCACUGGCACCAGACACAAUCGAUGAUCAAUUGGAUAGGCUUGAUGUUGAUGUCAUCAAGCGAUUAGCUCUUGCUCAAUUACAACAAAUACUCAAAGAUAGCCCGGAAAUGGUUGCAAAGUAUCAGAAUGAAAAUGCCAACAAAGCGAUUAAGGAUGCGCUCAAAGCGAAGCCCGUCAAAAUUACGCUUCCUAGUCAAUUGCUAUCGAAAGAUGAUAUCGCCAAAAUUGCCAAACAAUUUGGGAGCAACGCCACAUCCAACGAUGGCGAUAAUAAUGAUCCGGCGUAUGCCGGUGUCGGUCAUCCGGUUCCACCGUUGCCACAAUUGAAUACAGAAACCUAUUGCUAUGCAAACGGUUUGGAAAACAUUGUGGACGACAAAGAACGUGCACUGGCCAUUGCAAAACGCUUGGAAAAACCGUUGCAAGAAUCAAAAGUUAGGGCUCGAGCAGUUUUAACACCCGUCGGCGAUAUUUUAGCCGGCAAACAGUGGUACACAAACUCAAGCAUUGACGACAAUAUAUUCAUGCGCUAUAGGAGUCUGGUGAUUGGCUCCGGACCGGGUUGUGAUCUACAAAUGAAGAACGUUCGUAAAUGUGCUCGCUUAUCGGCACAUCAUGCCACCAUUUUCUAUGAUGAGGUGACAAAAGUGUACGAGCUAUUGAAUUACUCGGAGCAUGGAACGGAAGUGAACGGUCAAAUUUAUUCGUUGGAUUUUACGGAAUAUCAAGAGGUCAAUGAGAAUCGAUUGCACGACGUCAAUGGUUUCUACAAGAAUGUCCGCGAUAUCAUUGACAAAAAGCGUGGUGUCAAUCGAAUUGAAUACGGACUCAGUAAAAAUGCUCGAAUGUCAGCACCCGAACUACCGAACUGCAAGUGCAAAUCGUAUCCGCAAUUGGAACAAGGCUGGGAAGGUUCAGCCGUACUAACGCAUGGGUCAUUGAUUCGUUUUGGUUGUUUGGCAUAUGUAUUUUCAGUGAUUGACAAUAUCAUCGAAGAAUAAUAGUUCAAAAUUCCCAUUCAUCCAUCUACACCCACGAAGUAUUUCAUUCAAUGAGAUUUUAAACUUAAACAUUGCUUAGAACGUAAGAAGUUUAAGAAAAAGUAACUGGAGCAUUUACGGCACAAAAUCCAAAAGAAACAGAAACAAAAAACAGAAUUUAAUUGGCUAUUCAUUUUGAUGAAAAUUGUAUUCAACUACAAGCGAUCGAAAAUUGGUUCAUCAUGAAGCAGUGUACAGCGAUAUUUUUUCUUCUUUCUCGGCAUAAAAAACCGAAGCAAGCUAGCAUAAAUCAUGUGAAUUUCAUUUAGAAUCUACAACUUAGCAUGUUAGAAAUCGCAUUGCGAUCCAUAACACAAAUAAAGAUAAACUUGUACAAUUUU
Molecule: messenger RNA, 4196 nt
Organism: Sitodiplosis mosellana (orange wheat blossom midge)
Lineage: Eukaryota; Metazoa; Arthropoda; Insecta; Diptera; Cecidomyiidae
Product: PHD finger protein 12
Exons: 9
Coding region: 718-3816 (1032 amino acids)
Biological process (GO): negative regulation of transcription by RNA polymerase II
Cellular component (GO): nucleus; Sin3-type complex
Molecular function (GO): transcription corepressor activity; protein binding
Source: RefSeq, a predicted model, not a curated record